AUUCAUGGGAAAUAUGUCGUGAAUAUCAUACCUGCUUUCAGAUGCGGCAUUUGGCCAAGAUCUGCACGAGAAGCAAUAGCCGCCAAUGUGAAAGCAGUGGGUUUUGAUCUGGUCAGCAAAGAAGGUCCUGUCAUCCGAGAUCAGAAAAACGAGUGGGGCAAGCAUUGUUCUUCUUCGGCAGCUGCAUCGACAAAUUUCUCCACAAGUUACGCAACGCCGGCCGGCACGAGUGAUUUCACUCACGUUUUUCACGCUUUCCCGAACAACAGACACCAGCAACAGCCGGGAUUGGAUUCAUCCGUGUCCGCAUCGAUUCAGGAUGCCUGGACAAUGAGCUUCUCUCAAGCAGAAGAAAUUAUGUUGCGACCAGGGUGCAGACGCCAAUGCCUCAGCAUACUCAAAACACUACGCGAUCGACAUCUAGUCACCAGCACGGAGACUGACGCCAAAACUGUCAAGCACGACACCGUCAUCACCGUUCGGGUUUUAACGGCUGUCCUGUUGAACGAAUGCGAAAAACAUCCCAAGGAACAAGACUGGCAACCUGCUGCUCUCGGCCAAAGGUUGAGUGGGACUUUGAUACAACUCAUGGCCUGUUUGCAGAGCCGCCAAUGUCCCGAUUAUUUUGUUCCCGCACUGGAUUUAUUUCAAGGAGAAACUCCUGAACAGCUGGAACACGCAGCAAGGAAGUGUUGGAAACUGACCCGGGAAAUUCUCACCAAUUCAGCGUGUUUUCAAACGCUUUAGCGAAUUUCGCACUAAUGCCAGUCUUGCGUUUCUGUCAGAAAGAUUCGGUGUUGAUUGCAUACAUCUUGGAACUGUUGCUGAAAUGCGCACAUGAAGAAACUUUUCGAGACUGAAAAUUCGAAUAUGUUUCAAUUUUCAAGUUAUAAAAACGACCACGAUGCAAAAUA
This is a messenger RNA of Notodromas monacha, 914 nucleotides long. Lineage: Eukaryota; Metazoa; Arthropoda; Ostracoda; Podocopida; Cyprididae. The record is from the annotation of a GenBank genome assembly.